CAUUGUCUUAUAUAUUUUUCACACGGGACAAUUUCCAAUAUUUUAAUUAUCAUAUAUAUAUAUGGCGCCCAAAAUGAAGGUCACUGAGCUCAAAAAGCUAUACGAAGAGCGUUGGAACUACCCGCCGAAACAGAAGUCGCCCAAGAUUCGAUUCAUUUCUUGCGGUAAAAGCCCCAAUUACGGAAUUAAGAAGACUUAUGAGCCUUGCUGGAAGCCCCCCAUGGAGACGAAAGCUGAUGUACGUUUUGGUCCAUGCUGGGACUACCCUCCGGAACGUUAUAGGCGUCGACCAUUGCCACCGCCAUGUCGUGGCGCCACCAUUCCAGCCCACCUCUUGGUGCCGGAAUUCGAUCAUUGCCAGAUGGUUUACACACGCUGCGAUUUCCGCCUAGAGGAGUGUGUGCAUCAGCAGAUACUGUUCAUUGAGCAUCUGUUGAGGAAACUAGAAGACCAAUUCACACACGCCAAGACAUAUCAAAUCGACCUGGCUAAACAGUUGCGAUAUCACUCCAUACGUCGUCGCCUAUUAAUUGGUUCUGCUUGUGGUAUUCAAAUCUAUCCAGAGUAUCUCAGCCAGAUGGCAGAAAACCGUGCAGUCUGCGAUUUCCAAAAGGCGCAUAAUGCUAUCAAGCAGUCAAAUGCUGAGCUAGCAGCUGGUGUUUUGCAAUUAAAGAACGCUAUGCCAGAGCUGCAAAAGCGUUUGGACAAACUGGACCGCACGGUAAACAGCCCAUAUAUUUUAAAUCUGGAAAGGGUACUGGAAACUAUUCAAGAUCUGUACGAUUACUUUUUUGAGGUGACGCGCAAGUAUAAGACCUGGGAACAGCUCAUCGAUCCCGCCCAGGAGCACUCUGUCGAUGAUUAUUUGGGUCUACUGCGCACUGAACAGAGCUUCGAAAGCUUUAAAAAUGCCGGCACUGAGCAUUGCACCUGCAAGCGUUGCCAAAAUAGGAAUCCCUUAACUCCUUAUUUGCCCUACUGGUGCCAGGGAUGUGAUCGGUCCAAUAAAGACGUAAAACUGGUGCAAAAAGAUUAUCUCUGCAACAUUAACAUGAAUGCUCAGCUGGAUUCUAGCGACACUAGCUAUCUGGAGAAACAGAGUGAUACCUCACUGCUACAGGCCGAGUUGGAAAAAUUAAAUGAGAAUUUAAAUUAAUUAAGCACUAUUAUAAAUUAGUCAAAAUUACGAAUUUACGUUUCGGCAAAUAUAUUUGACAACAAUUAGUGAAA
Drosophila hydei is the source of this 1230-nucleotide messenger RNA. RefSeq lists its product as uncharacterized. The transcript is spliced from 2 exons. Bases 62 to 1156 code for a protein of 364 amino acids. The record is from RefSeq and is a predicted model, not a curated record. Lineage: Eukaryota; Metazoa; Arthropoda; Insecta; Diptera; Drosophilidae.